UCGCUCGCUUCCGGAGGAGUUUUUUUUGUUGUGGAGUGAACAAAGACCCAAGUUUUAGGUUAUGUUUAUGUUUUUCUUGUAUUCUGGCUUUAGACCGUUGAUGCAAUUGUGUUGUUCUAUUAAAUAAAAUUAGAAGUAUCAAGUAAAACAUAUGCUUUUUGUAUUUCUUGUAGCUUAUUUCUAGACUUUAUCACUAAGGGUUAACACCCUUGUGUUGAUAAAGAAGAAAUUUGUUGGUUGAGAUUUUACUUCACUCAUGAAUUGAACUGUUUAUGGGCUUGUUGAAAAGAUGAAAUCUAAAAGUAUGAGCAAAAGUCAAGCAAAUGCGGAAUCAUCAAUAAACGAAGAUUCAGGAGACGAUGUGGAUGAAACAUCAAGUGUUGGAAGUACGACAACCGACAAUGCGUCUUCCCGCAGUGAAACUCCCACUCAAAGAGGAGGGAGGAAAGGACGGCGUCGUCCUCAAAAAGCACAGAAAGUCUGCAAACUACAAUACAAAUUUGUUUGCAGUGUGAAGGAAGACCAUGGCCAGCCUCUGUUUGGGGUUCAGUUUAAUCACCUGUUGAAAGAAGGCCAGCCGUUGACGUUCGCCUGUGUGGGGAGCAAUCGGGUGUCAAUCUACCAGUGUCUCGAGACAGAGGGCAUCAAACUGCUGCAAGUGUAUGCGGACCCCGACAGCGAGGAGAACUUCUACACGUGUGCUUGGUCCUUCGACGAUGAGACUGGCAAACCCCUAUUGGCUGUGGCUGGCUCGCGAGGCAUAAUCAGGAUUAUCAGCCCUGUUACAAUGGCCUGCAUCCGUCACUACAUAGGUCACAGCCAUGCAAUCAAUGAAAUCAAGUUCCACCCUAAGGAUCCGAACAUUCUAUUGUCGGUCUCUAAGGACCAUACUCUUAGACUUUGGAAUAUAAAGACCGAUGUAUGUAUCGGAAUAUUUGGUGGAGUGGAAGGCCAUAGAGAUGAAGUUCUUAGUGCCGAUUUUGAUUUGAAAGGCGAAAGAAUCAUGUCUUGUGGAAUGGACCAUUCGCUGAAACUUUGGAAACUGGACAAGGACUACAUUCAGGAAGCAAUUCGUGCUUCGUACACUUUCAACGCGGCUAAGAGUGCGCGGCCCUUCGACUCUCUCAAGGAGCACUUUCCCGAUUUCUCAACUAGAGACAUCCACAGAAAUUAUGUUGAUUGUGUACGCUGGCUUGGAGAUUUUGUACUUUCUAAGUCAUGUGAAAAUGUGAUCAUCUGCUGGAAGCCUGGACAGUUGGAAGACAAGGAAUUGAAAAACAAUGAAACAAAUGUGACCACUAUUCACACACUUGAUUACAAAGAGUGUGAAAUAUGGUUUGUGCGAUUCUCAAUGGACUUCUGGCAAAAAGUUCUGGCGUUGGGCAAUCAGCACGGCAAGACAUAUGUGUGGGACCUGGAUGUCUCGGAGCCGAGUGAGAUCCGCUUCACGCUGCUUCAGAAUCCUCGCUGUCAAACAGCCGUCAGACAAACAUCACUCAGCAGAGAUGGAUCUGUGCUAUUGUCUGCCUGUGAUGAUGGCACCAUCUGGCGAUGGGACAGGGUUAAUCAAUAGAAUCCUUCAAUCAACAACAUUCAGUAUCUUAUAUCAUCAUAGUCUGAGUUCCAUGAAGACAUUUAUCACUAAACUCUUUCUAACCAAUGUUUCAAUUUACAUAUUUUCCAUUACCAUUGAUACUCGUGUAAUUGAGAUAAUGUGGUAUUCCAUUCAUGUUUCUGUGAUUUUAUAGUUUGUUGUUCGAAACUCUCCUGCAGCAAUCACAUCCAUUAAGAUAAUAAGUGUGACAAUUAGUGCCGUUUGCACAGUUUCAGUUUAAUCUAAAUUUUAUUUUAAUCUGGAUUAAAUCCAUAUCAAGUCUCAUUUGUUAGCAUGAGAUUCAUUUUGAGUUUAAACCACCAGCUGAUUGAAUUCAGUUCAAGCUAUAACUGUGCAAAAGGCCCUUAGUAGUUGUUUAUACAAUUUUUAUAUGAUAUUUCAAAUUAAAUUAUUCAGUAGAAAUGCAUAUCUAUUUCAUACCACAAACCAAAUCUUCAACACAUGUUCAUGUCAGCAGAUCUGUCAUUUCAACCUCAAAAAAUCUAUUACCUGCAUUUGGUUCGGAUAUAUUUGUUUGCAACAGAAAUGUGAUGAAGUGAGGAGGAUAUGAUGGAAUAAGGUUUAGUUGGUUCCAGUUUGAUUGAUUAAAGCUGGUUCCCAAAUAUCAAAACUUACUCAUCACCAAGGAUUUUCAAGAAAUCAGCUCUUUAUAGAGCUAGAUUAGGAAAAAAUCAGAUUCCAAUUCUCAUCAUCAUCAUCAUCCAUCAUGGCCUAGGCUUGUAAAGCCUGUUCCGGUGUCCACCGCUUCCUCGGUCUUCCGACGUCCCUUUUCCCAUCCAACUGUAACUUCCAAGCUUGUAGUGGAAGACGAGUUGGUGGCAUACGGCGCAGGUGAUUUGUCCAUUUUAAUCUGUAUUUUUAAUGAUUGCUGUUAGUGGUUGCACAUUGCACUCACUUCGAAUUGUUUCAUUAAACAAUUAAAAAAAAUUAAAUUAAUUUUGAAUUGUAGAUUCCAAUUCUAUUAGUAAAAAAUAUGUGUGACAUAAAUAAAAUCUUCUUUCCAACAUUUACUGAAAUCAAGAUCGGGAUUAAUAAAUGAAUAACAAUGCACCGUUCAUUAUCAACUGAACUCUUUAUUUACAAUAGUUAUCUAUUAUACAUUGAGUGAUGAUCUUUUACAAUAAUUUAUUUCAAAUGGUAUACUAAUUUCUGAACGUCUCGAGAAUGAAACAAUGGAUAGAGCGUAGAGCGUUCAAAUAUUUCGAAUUUAGUUGAUUCCAUAAUUAAUUAGGCCAUCACAUUCGCUUGAAAUAGACAUCUAUAGUAAAGUUGUUCAAAAAGAAAUAUUAUUGACCUUAAACCCUAGAAACUAUAUAUUACAAAAUAUUGCUGUUCUGAUUUUCCUGGAUUUGGUAGGUAUUUCCUCGUAUAUGUAUUGAUAUACCCUCUUAUGUUAAUUUAGCAUUAAUAAUAAGAGAUAGAAUUUAUAUUGAUCGAUUGAAUAGCUGUAGAGUAGUAAAUUGAGGAGUGUUAGGGAUGAUAAGGAAGUUGAUACUGAAUAGAAAUAAUUCACACAUAAUUCUGGGUGAGAAUAAUAGAUUCCGACCUUUCAAUUUCGACAUUAAUUGAAUUGGAUGCUGAUAGCUUCAUCUGAUAAAUUCAGAGAAUUGAGGUGCAAUAACUUGAGAAAUGUUUGGUGACUGAGUAAUCCAAUAGAUUUGCAAUAUUUGCUCUCAUCUGAAGAAAUGGAUGAGAAGAGAUGGAUUGAGAUUCACAAAACUCAAUGCUGUGAAUCUACAAUCCACAUUCUUCAAUCACUUUUCAUGUAAAGUGCGAGAAAAAUACAAAUAUUUUCCAUAGAAAUCUAAUUCCAUUCUCAAAUAAUUAUUUUUAGUCUGCACAUAAAUUUGAAUUUAUUGAAGAUUAAAAAUAGUAAUUUUGAUCUGAAUUUCUGUUGCUAGAAACUAUAUUUCAUUCAGCUAAAAUUCUAAGAUUUCUUAACGUGAUCAGUGAUUCAAAUAGUUCAAGUUAAUGAAUUUCUUGUCAUGCAGUGAUUUAGCGAUGUUAAUUUUCAAUCAUUAUAGAUUACCGGAAAUCAUCAAUAUUUUUGUAUAAAAUAUUAAUUCUAAUCGAAUACAGAUAAAGCAGGCAUUCUUUAAUACCACUAUUUCUCUUCUAAUCCAAAUUUUCCUCUCUUUUACACAUCUUCAUCGUUCAAUAUUUUUGUUUAUCAUCUAAUGAUACCAAUUUUUAUUUUGAAACAAUAUAUCCCGCUACAAAAAGUUAUCAAUUAUUAUGAUGAAUCGUAUUCUUGAAAAGUGAGCACUAUCAACAAUAAAACAAUACAUUUGGUAUUAUUAUCAAUUAAAUCAAGUUGAUGAGAAAUUAUCAUCUAUGAACACAUUUUUUAAGAAACUCUGUUGUCAGAAUUCUCAGGUCGCACGUGAUCAAUUUCAGUGCCUUUGACAUUACCUAACGACUGUUCUUAGUUGCUUAGUUCGAUCAUAAAAUGAUCACAAUUAUGUGAAUUAUUACAUUUGGGUUGCUCGUUGGAGUAAGUGAUAACGCGCCGGUCUAAUAAGAGUACGGUACCCGAGUUCGUAUCUCGACCGGGGCAAAAGUUUUUGACCACAGCACAAUCACAUUGAUACGGCCACCCCGUCUUUCGGAGGAGACGAUAAGUCGACGGUCCCGACUACCUAAAAAGUAGUCGUCAUCUCUCGUCGUCUAUUGUAUAUAUUUCAAAUUUUCAUGAAGUUUGUAAGCAAAAAGUUAAUAUGUAAGAUGCUUCCAAAUGGUGCUAAUGAUACAAUUGUUGCGAUAUCUUAAGGUGCGUACAGACUUUCGCUCUGCUCCGCAACCGAACGUCACUCUAGCAGAGCGAUUGAUGAUCGACCGGGGUCCAAGAGUGGUUCGACCGGGGAACGCGAGAAGAUCUAACAUCUUCCGUAACGUUCAUGAGGAGCGACUGUUGUUCGAUGGCGGUACGAGGGAGGAGCGUGCUCGGUGCGGGUCGGAAGCGCGAAUAUGUGUACGCAGCUUUAUAUUUUUCAUUCUAGACUAUUGUUGAACUCCGUUAGCUUGAAAUUUGAAUCAAAAUUUAAUCACCGAUUCUAUUUUCUUUUAUUAUUAUGUACGACCAUGUGUAUUAGUUCUAUAUAUUCAUUAUAUUUAUUAUUGUUGACUGAAUAUGUCUGAUGCUUGAGCAUUCAAUUGAAGGACUUGAUUGAAAUAUUUCAGCAAGAGCACUAAGGCCUACUAAAACAUUUAGCCCAUAUUUUUCAAGAUAACCAUUGCGAGCUUGCUACAGCACAUCAGAUUUCAUCCCUCAAUAUUAUACACUCAAAGCUUGGAGCUCAUGUGGGCAUCACUAUCAUAAAAAAUUAGAUACAUAAUAAAAUAAGAUGGAUAAUGUGACGCAUUUAUUGUAGAUAACAGUAUCCUAAAGCUUUUGUUAUUUUCGCCAUUUGCUAUGAGCUAUUCAGUAUUAACUUCCACUGAUGUUACCAAAUACUAUCAGCUUUUGUCUAUGAGAAUUCAAUAUUGAAAGAGUUCUUGGAGGGUUGAAAAUCAUACGGUUUUAAUAAUAUUGAUAAUAAUUUAUAAUAUCCUAUUUUAAGAGUACACAUCAAAAUUUCAUUCAUAAUCCACUAGAGAACAAUUAAUUUAUUUGCAAAUCCAUCAUAAAGUAGCUUACUAGUUCAAAACACACAGAUAGUCAAGAGAAAGACGCAUGCGAUUAAAAUAUCGAUUGAUAUAUUCAUUGAUCAAUCAAUUGAUUUAUAAAUAAAAUCGAUAGGUUGAUUUAUAAAAGACAAUUCUGUAAGUUAGUUUUCAUAGGAGUUUAUUUGGAAUUAUUAAUCGUGGAAAUACUUAUAGGUAGACUUUAGUAUAGUAAUAUAGUUAUGACGCAGAAAACAAAAAAGUAUUUUUGAAAAUGAAAAUUCAUAGAAAAAAUCGCUCAUCUAAUGUAGCUUUCAUUUUGAUGAUGUAUUAGCCAUUCAAUUUUUGUAAUACUCAUUAGAGAGGUUUUUUCUAGUAAACUCUGUUUUCUCUACUUCUACUAUGAAAAUAUGAAUUGACAGUAAAAUAGUCAUUCAAAACUCAGUAGCAGAACAAAUAAACUUAUAAUAUAAACAGGGGUAGAUGGGCACCUGAUAUAAAAUCCUAGUGUUUCAUUAGGAGUAGAAUUACUGGAAAUAAUUUAAUAUAAUAUUUAGGAACACGUUUACAGAAUUACCUUCAUAUUAGUCAUGUGAGGCAGUAGGCCUACAUGCAAGGAAUGUAUGAAACUGCUUGAUUUUUUCCAAAAUAAUACGGUAGUUUUGAAAACUCUUAUUAAUACAUUUUUGCAUUGUUGUUGAAUUAAUGACUCAAUUAAUAAAGGAGGAGAAGAAAGAUAAUUAGGAUGUGGUGGUGGAGGAGAAGGAAAAGAAAAGAAAGUUGCGGAUGAAGAAGAAAAAUUAAUUAAGAUUUACUAAAAACUGUCUCUCCCACAGUUUUAUCUCAUUAUAUCAGUAAGUUAUAAUAAUAUUGUACACUAAUCGGCCGAUUGAUUUCACUAUAAUAGGAUUACUUCAAAUAGUUGAAGUAGAAAGAAGCCUUGAGAUUUAUUGAGAAUUUCCUUUAAAUACACUUAGAAACGAAUAAGAUUUUAUACUAAUUAGAAGAUGGAAACAGGUAUGGUAGUCCCUUAAAAUAAAUUUUCUCAUUCUCAUAGGCAGGUACACUGUAGUAGCUCCAAAAUAUAAAUAUAUAAUUUACUCUUUUUACAAGUUGAUGUAAAUAUAGUUAAUCUGUUCACCAUUCAACAUUAUUAUAUUAUUAAUAUACAUAUAGAGGUUGUUUGGUACCGGUAACUCAACGUAGGACAUUAUUGGUAAUGGUAACUGAAAAAGGACAUUUCUUCAAGAUCAUUUACAUUUCCCUGCUAUGGUAUAAGAUUUCAGUUUGUGGAGUUCAGAACAAAAUUGUUAUCUCUGUUUCAAUAGACACUAACAAACUAUUAUUUUCAACGUAAUUUAUAAAAAUAAACUUAUUCAUCUGAUUUCUA
This is a messenger RNA of Nilaparvata lugens (brown planthopper), 6608 nucleotides long. RefSeq names its product polycomb protein eed-like (gene escl). Gene Ontology annotation, molecular function: nucleosome binding; protein binding. Gene Ontology annotation, cellular component: ESC/E(Z) complex. The transcript has 7 exons. The record is from RefSeq and is a predicted model, not a curated record. NCBI's taxonomy places the organism in Eukaryota, Metazoa, Arthropoda, Insecta, Hemiptera, Delphacidae. Gene Ontology annotation, biological process: negative regulation of transcription by RNA polymerase II. Bases 290 to 1573 code for a protein of 427 amino acids.